Ochotona curzoniae (black-lipped pika) is the source of this 2811-nucleotide messenger RNA. It is a transcript of the gene RARG, whose product is annotated as retinoic acid receptor gamma. Bases 296 to 1642 code for a protein of 448 amino acids. The transcript is spliced from 8 exons. The record is from RefSeq and is a predicted model, not a curated record. Gene Ontology annotation, cellular component: transcription regulator complex; nucleus. Gene Ontology annotation, molecular function: zinc ion binding; nuclear receptor activity; nuclear glucocorticoid receptor binding. Gene Ontology annotation, biological process: retinoic acid receptor signaling pathway; cellular response to corticotropin-releasing hormone stimulus; regulation of transcription by RNA polymerase II. Lineage: Eukaryota; Metazoa; Chordata; Mammalia; Lagomorpha; Ochotonidae.
CUAGGCUUUGCUUUUACAAAAGGUCUCCCCAGUGCCUAGCUGCCCAGGCGCCCAGAGAGAGCCGGACCGAGGAGGCUGGAGCGGCAACCCCGGCUCCGUGCCCCGCCCAGUCCCUUUCCCCUGCUGGGGAUCCCCCUCUUCCUCGCCCACCCCCUUGCCCCCCAUGCAGCUCUGCGCCCUAUGCUAGCCCUCCCCCUCCCCCCCUCCAGGAGCGGGGCGCCGCUGGGGGAGGAGGGGGAAUCGGCUGCGGGUCCUUGGUGUUCUAGCACCCUGCUUCCCUCCAAGCCGGGUCGUGAUGUACGACUGCAUGGAGACGUUUGCCCCGGGUCCGCGACGGCUGUACGGGGCGGCCGGGCCCGGGGCUGGCUUGCUACGCAGAGCCACCGGCAGCUCCUGUUUCGCCGGACUUGAGCCUUUUGCUUGGUCGCAACCCACCAGUUUGCAAUCGGUGGAGACACAGAGCACUAGCUCAGAGGAGAUGGUGCCCAGCUCGCCCUCGCCCCCUCCACCACCUCGGGUCUACAAGCCAUGCUUCGUGUGCAGUGACAAGUCCUCUGGCUACCACUAUGGGGUCAGCUCUUGUGAAGGCUGCAAGGGCUUCUUCCGCCGCAGCAUCCAGAAGAACAUGGUGUACACCUGUCACCGCGACAAAAACUGCAUCAUCAACAAGGUGACCCGGAACCGCUGCCAGUACUGCCGGCUGCAGAAGUGCUUCGAAGUGGGCAUGUCCAAGGAAGCUGUGCGCAACGACCGGAACAAGAAGAAGAAAGAGGUGAAGGAAGAAGGGUCCCCCGACAGUUACGAGCUCAGCCCCCAACUAGAGGAGCUCAUUGCCAAGGUCAGCAAAGCCCACCAGGAGACCUUCCCUUCGCUCUGCCAGCUGGGCAAGUACACCACGAAUUCCAGCGCUGACCACCGGGUGCAACUGGACCUGGGGCUGUGGGACAAGUUCAGCGAGUUGGCCACCAAAUGCAUCAUCAAGAUUGUGGAGUUUGCCAAGCGGCUGCCCGGCUUUACAGGUCUCAGCAUCGCUGACCAGAUUACUUUGCUCAAGGCUGCCUGCCUGGACAUCCUGAUGCUGCGGAUCUGCACAAGGUACACCCCAGAGCAGGACACCAUGACCUUCUCAGAUGGGCUCACCCUGAACCGGACCCAGAUGCACAACGCCGGCUUCGGGCCCCUCACGGACCUCGUCUUUGCCUUCGCCGGGCAGCUCCUGCCGCUGGAAAUGGACGACACGGAGACGGGGCUGCUCAGCGCCAUCUGCCUCAUCUGCGGAGAUCGCAUGGACCUGGAGGAGCCCGAGAAAGUGGACAAGCUGCAGGAGCCCCUGCUGGAAGCCCUGAGGCUGUACGCUCGGCGUCGGCGUCCCAGUCAGCCCUACAUGUUCCCAAGGAUGCUCAUGAAGAUCACCGACCUGCGAGGCAUCAGCACCAAGGGAGCAGAGCGGGCCAUCACCCUGAAGAUGGAGAUCCCAGGCCCCAUGCCCCCCCUGAUCCGAGAGAUGCUGGAGAACCCCGAAAUGUUUGAGGACGACUCCUCCUCGCAGCCCGCCUCCCGCCCCAAAGCCUCUGGCGAGGAGGAGGUUCCUGAGGGCCAAGGCAGACGGGGUCGGAGUCCCCGGGCCGACCAGGGACCCUGACCCUGCCCCCCAUGGGGCUGGGCUCCAGGCAGUGGACUGACCAUCUCCCAGACACCCCCAGUGCCUGGGGGAAGACCUGCUCUGCCCUCUCCCCGCCCCUUCCACAGAGCUCCUUGUGGUCUUGUUUUUUAUUUUGCCAAAGUUUCCAGGGGUGCCUCCGUGUUCGUCCCCUUUCUGCUCGAACCGGCUCCCUCUUCAGGUUCUCCCCCGACCUCCGCUGGGGUGAGGGUCCUACCCGCCCCCUGCUCCCACCAGGAGAGAGGGCGGGGGGGGGCAGAAGGGGUGAGCCUGGGUGUUGUUGUGGACUCUGAAAAAAAAAAAAAUCUCAACGCUGCCCCAUCAGAUGCCAGGGGCCCAGGCUGGCCAGACAGACACGAAAAAGAUUCUGCCCUUUGACCCGUGACUUCUCCUGCCAGCUGGGUGCUCUCGGGCCCCUGGGGGACAAACAGGAACACUAGAGACCAAAAGGGAAAGGGCUGGGCCCACCCUCUCGCUCCUGCAGCCCACCCUCUUGCUCCUGAUGCCUAAUGCUGGGCGGUCAAGCCCGCCGCCCUCUUCGCCCUAGCCUUGUGUGCCAGGGCCUGGUGAGGGAGGGGGCGGGGCAGGUGGGGGCAGGCUGGACCAGGUUCACACGUACCCCUCUCUGCCUUGGGCGCCACCCAGCUCUCCUGGCCCCAUCACGUGCCUUGGGCUCCUCUUGCCUCCCAUCUCAGCCACCAGGACAGGGACCCUUCUACACUACAGAGGGGCCAGGGGAAAUCCCCCUCGCCUAGUGCCUUUUACCCUUGACCUCUGCCUCCCCCCUUCCCCCAGAGCAGCUUGGCCCAGGGGGGAGGGUGGGGAUGCUGCUUAGCUGGCCCCGCCCUCUCCCAGAGGAAGCCUCUAUUUAUUUAUUAGCUUUUUGUUUACACCCUGGAAUUGAUCCCCUUCCUUCUCCUCCUGGGUGGGGGGUCUUGGGAGGGGGAGCCCAGGGCCUCUGUGACCCCCCCCUCCCUUCUUCCUCCAAGCCCCCAGUUCGUAUUUAGCUGCCAAAUAAGAUUCCCAUGGGCUCCCCUUUUUCUCUGGGGGGUCAGGGUGCUGUCCCCUCCCUUCUGUUUACAUCCCUCCCUUUUGCUGUACUGCAUAUUGCUGAGUUUUCUAUUUUUGCAAAAUAAAGUGAUGGAAACUCA